This is a messenger RNA of Mesorhabditis belari, 1842 nucleotides long. The record is from the annotation of a GenBank genome assembly. NCBI's taxonomy places the organism in Eukaryota, Metazoa, Nematoda, Chromadorea, Rhabditida, Rhabditidae.
AUGGCAUUACCGCAGCAAAAUGGACCGCUUGAUCCAGGGAAACUCGAGGGAAAUCAAGGGAAAGUUUGGAAUGAAUCACCAGUGCCCCCAUCGGGUAUCGGAAUCGAUCCCCAAUCCGAUUUUCUUUCGCCAAAUGAACCCCCGCCUCCAUAUUUUCCUGAUCAGACAGGUGCCACUGUUUUGCCGGGUCCCAUUGUCGUGAUCGCUCAGCCGACUUGCUCAACCGUUGAUGCGGAAUUGGAGGCCUGUCGGAGGAAUAAGAGUAAACGCUAUCGUCACGAUUCGACAUGUUCGAUGGUGGAAACGGAAACGCAUUGUCUUCUAUGUUGUUGUUUCGGUCCCCGUUGCAGUGGAGGUGGCGGUUGUUGCAGUGGAGGAUGCAAUUGUGGCGGUUGCACUUGUUCGGGUGGUGGUGGCGGUGGAGGAGAUGGGAAAGCUGGCCUCAUUCUCCUCGUCGUUUUGGUGCUAUUUUUGGGGGAGAUGUCGGACAAGCCGGAGAGCAGCAAGACUCAACUCAAAGGGGAUAUCAUCGAAUCAUUGUUCCAAAAGGAUUUCUUGUCACAGUUACCAGAGGAGAUUGCGUUUCACAUAAUCGCUUAUUUGCCACCGUGCGAUUUGAUGGUUUGUGCUGGCGUUUCGCGGACGUGGCAGCGAAUUUGUGAAGAUGAUCGAACGUGGCGGCAGAAAUGUUUGGAGCAAGGAUAUGUGGAGUUUGAUGCGCCAAGCUUUCGUUUUCUCGGAGGCUGGGCGACGAAUCGAGCAAAUGAGGAAGCGGGAAUCACCAUCUUCUCACAAAUGGACCUUCAAGCAGCACAUCAAAAUCGACGAGAACGCGAGAUCGCAUAUGGACAAUGUUUUGAGCGAUCGCCCUGGAAGUCACUGUACUUGCGAAAGCAGCGAAUCAUUUCCAAUUGGCGAUCCCGAGCGAUUCAAUCAAGCACUGUUCUAAAGGGCCACGAUGAACAUGAGAUCACUUGUCUAGAAAUUCACUCUGGUCAUGUCGUUACUAGUUCAGAUGAUAAUAAGUUGCGGGUUUGGAAUGUUGAUGAUGCUGAACUGGCUUUCACUCUAACUGGCCAUAUGGGUGACAUUUGGACUAUUCUAGAGAGCGAUGAUGGCAAAUACAUUUUCAGUGGCUCGUCUGAUCAAACCGUGCGCGUUUGGUGUGGUCAAACCGGUGCCCAGCUUCAUGUUCUGCAGGGGCAUACGGAUACUGUUACCUGCAUGAGUCUACAGGGCACAACUCUUGUUUCUGGAUCAGACGAUGGAACGCUCCGAGUCUGGGACAUUGUCGACGGGAAAUGCCUUCACAUUUUGACUGGUCACUUGGAGGAGGUUUGGUGUGUGCAAUUUGAUGGAAUUCGGGUUGUGUCUAGUGCUGCUGAUUUUACUGUAAAGGUUUGGAAUGUGCAGACGGGGGAGUGUUUGCACACGCUGACGGGUCACACAUCUACAGUCGAUUCACUUUUAUUUGAUCCGGAUCGCGAUCUUGUCGUCUCGGAAAGUCGGGAUAGAACGAUACGCGUCUGGGAUGUGCGAAGAGGAACAUGCGUCGCGAUUCUUGACACUCAUAAAAGUUCCCGCUCUGACAUGGGGCUGCAAGGAAACCAUUUGGUCUUCUGCAAUGCCGACUCGGGCGUACAGGUUUGGGACAUUCGUGACGGUGGUUCGUGCAUUCAUCGCCUGCAUGGCCGAAAUGGUCACACGUCGGGCAUUACUUCAUUGCAAUUGCUCGACUCGGGACUUUUGGUGACAAGUUCUUAUGAUGGCUCGGUCAAGCUGUGGGAUUUGGAAAAAGGUAUCUUUGUUCGUGACCUCCUUCGUCUUCAGGCAGACCGUUUG